UACACGUUGGUAACAUAUAUCAACAAAAUGGCUACGCAUUUAAGUUCUGUUAAUCAAAGUUCAGAUUUUUUGAAUGACUAUUGCUGUGAUGCAUGUGAAGGUAAACAUAUUCAGGAAAUUGCAGAGUGGUAUUGUGAAACCUGUAUGAAGUGUUUUUGUGUACCAUGUAAUCAUCAUCACAGUCAGUUAUAUUCUUACCAUACCACAUACGGUAGGGGUGACUUGAACAAGUGGCCUCUCACCAAGGAAAUAGAGGACUUUCUCCAGAAAUGUGAUGUCCACAAAGACAAGAAGCUGAAAAUGUUAUGUCAGGACCAUGAUCAACUGUGCUGUACUAACUGUGCUUUUGUAAAUCACAGACAGUGCACCAACGUGACUUUCAUUUCUGAUACAGUCAAAACUUAUUCGACAGACCUAAAGCAGCUUGCAGACAAAAUACAAACCAUUGUGACAGAUUUGAAAAAGCUUGAAGGUAACCGAGAGGCUGGUAUUCAGUCUAUAGAAGAUUCAUACAAUGAUCGAGUACAAGAGAUAAGAGAUGCACGUGAGAGAAUAAAUGCUGCUCUAAAUGACAUAGAAAAGAACACCAUGAGGGAAUUAGAUGCUAUUAGAACGGCUCAUCAUUCCUCUUUAAAGAAGGAUGUAGAGAAAUGUAACAAGCUGAGUGAUGAACUGAAAGAACUCAUUGAAGCUGUACAAGAUCUUGAGGGUAAAGAUAAGGCGGAACUGGCAUUCAUAGCCAGCAAGAAAAGUCAUAGCAAGAUACAGGAGUCUGAAUCAUUUCUGAAGGAAACAUCGGUUGCGGUUGAUCGUUCAUUUUCAUUCCAACCAAACACAGACAUUGUGCAGUACCUGUCAAAACAGGUGGGUCUGGGAAAUAUUGCGCACCCAAAUCAUGUAUUAACUGUUUCGCAGUCAAAUGAAUUUGAUCUGAGCAUACUGAGUGAUUUAUGUGUUAUCGCUAACAAUAGGAUCAUUGUAACUGACUAUCUCCUUAAAAGAGUGAAGCUUCUGGACCAGAACUACAAAGUAAUCAACCAACUUGAUAUGCCCCAUUAUGUCAGAGACAUGUGCAAGAUCAGUUCAAAUGAAGUGGCAGUUACUCUGUUUGAGGGUGAUAGAAAUUUGGUCCAAUUUAUUUGUGUAAAUAAUGGACAGCUGGUAAAGGGCAAACAACUUCAAUUUCAACAUAAGUGCGCUGGAAUUGCCCACCAUGAAGGCAAGUUGUUUGUAACCUCUCGAACUGCUCUGUACCAGUACAGCCUGUCUGGGGAACUUUUGAAAAAAUAUUUGGAAGAUACAUCUUCAGACAAGACAGUAUUCAAAUGUGCUGCAAGUCUAACCGGUGACAGAAUUUAUGUCACUAACUACACCUACCACAAGCUUCUGACAAUAGCGACAGAUGGAACCCUUAUAUCUUCGUUUACUGACCCUGAACUGCAGAAUCCGUAUGGGGUACAUGUUACUACUGAAGGCCAGGUGCUAGUCUGUUGUGGCUCAUCUAACUCUAUUAUACAAGUGGACAGCGAGGGCAAGAAGAAAUUGGCUACUCUGGCUUCAAAGAAGGAUGGUAUGAUCAAUCCAGUGUCAGUUUGCUACAAUCGCAACACUAACUCCUUAGUUGUUGGUCAAUACAACAUCAAGCAGAACAAAAACAUACUUGUAUUUAAAGUCAAAUAGGUACUUCCUAUGUAAACAGACAAUUGUUUGGUGUUCAUCAAUUAGUUUCAAUAUAAUAAGUCCUUAAAUGACAUGGUAAUACCAUUUGAUAGACAACGCAUGAACAUUAUUAUUUUUGGAGAGUAUCUAAUAUAUGUAUACCAUAAUUCAGGGAGGUUUCUUUGUUUUAGCGAUAUUCUUGUAAUGUGAUCUUCAAACAGACAUUGUUCGGCAGAGCCUCAUAAAAAGGUUAUUGUGCCAUUACUAAUGUGCAUGAUAUUAUAGAAUUAUUGAUGAAAAGGUAAUUGCAUAUUAUCUUAAAUUAACUUGAAAUAAAAGCAUAUCAAACGAGGCGCACCCGAUGUAAAUGUGUUUUUUGCAAGUAAAUAUCAGAUGAUAUUAUAUAGUUUUGUAGUCAAUAGUUGUUUGAUUAUAUUACUUCCUUAUUCUUUAACUCACGUGCAGUUUUCAUUAAA
Molecule: messenger RNA, 2135 nt
Organism: Dreissena polymorpha
Lineage: Eukaryota; Metazoa; Mollusca; Bivalvia; Myida; Dreissenidae
Exons: 4
Coding region: 28-1680 (550 amino acids)
Biological process (GO): positive regulation of DNA-templated transcription
Cellular component (GO): chromatin; nucleoplasm
Molecular function (GO): zinc ion binding; ubiquitin-protein transferase activity
Source: RefSeq, a predicted model, not a curated record